AUGGAAGUGAGAAUGAAGGAUGUGAUCCACGAUAACCUGGAACAAAUUCAUGGCGCCGUCGUUGAUCCGCCAACACUCUGUCUGGAUAUAAUAGAGAACGACGACAUCAUGUUGGACAAUAACUUCAAGUACAGCUUUCUAAUGGACCUUGUGUCGGGAAUGGAAUACUUGCACAAGAGCCACCUUCAGUCUCAUGGCAACCUGAAGGAGCGGUUGUUCGUUACACACACACGUCGACCAACUGUCUCGUCGAUCAUCGCUGGCUGCUCAACGAUAGCCGACUACGGACUACCAAGCUUCCUCGGCUGGAACAGAAGCAAAGAAAGAGCAAUGAUAGAGAGAACGACGGAGUUUCUGGAUCACCAGACAAAGGGUGGUCAGCACCAUAAAGCGGCCUCAAACAUAACUGAAUACCAGGCCAACCGACUGUACGCCGGGAAACAAUGGACGGCUCCGGAAAUCCUGCGGGAGAAUUUCCCGCCGCCGCGCGGUACACAAAGGGGCGAUGUGUACAGUUUCGCUAUCAUCAUGUAUGAACUAAUCUUUCGCUGUCCGCCGUACAACUUUGACGUAAUCACGCCCAGGGACGCCAUCAGUAGGAUUCGUAACGGAGAGGCGAAGCCGUUCCGUCCGACGCUCACCGACAUGACCGUGGUAGCUGACUCGCUGAAGCUUGGGAAACCAGUGCCGCCGGAGCAGUACGAUUCCGUCUCCAUCUACUUCAGCGACAUAGUGGGCUUCACGACCAUCGCGUCUGACUCAUCUCCCCUGCAGAUUGUCGACUUUCUCAAUGACCUGUACUCGGUCUUCGACGACAUCAUAUCACAGCAUGACGUCUACAAAGUGGAAACUAUAGGCGACGCUUACAUGGUAGUCUCCGGCCUGCCGCAGCGCAACGGCAAGGUGCACCUGAGAGAGAUCGCCAACUGUUCGCUGGACCUUCUCAGCUCGGUGACCAAUUUCAAGAUACGACAUCGCCCGCAGCAGCAGCUGCGGCUCAGAAUCGGUCUACACACGGGCUCCUGUGUCGCCGGUGUCGUGGGUCUGACGAUGCCUCGCUACUGCUUGUUUGGCUCUAGCGUAAAUCACACAGUGCUGAUGGAGUCCUCUGGCAAACCUCUACGCAUUCAUAUCAGCCAAGAGUUCUACAACGGACUCCGGCAGUUCGAUCAGGGAGGAUACGAGGUCAAAAAGCGAGGAGAAAUGAACGUCAAGGGCCCUUUCUUCCCAUACAGCCAAUAG
Priapulus caudatus is the source of this 1242-nucleotide messenger RNA. Its product is annotated as atrial natriuretic peptide receptor 1-like. Gene Ontology annotation, biological process: intracellular signal transduction; protein phosphorylation; cGMP biosynthetic process. Gene Ontology annotation, molecular function: protein kinase activity; guanylate cyclase activity; ATP binding. Bases 1 to 1242 code for a protein of 413 amino acids. The record is from RefSeq and is a predicted model, not a curated record. The transcript has 11 exons. NCBI's taxonomy places the organism in Eukaryota, Metazoa, Priapulida, Priapulimorpha, Priapulimorphida, Priapulidae.